AUGGAAGGAGAGAGUUCUUUCUCAGUGGUGGCUCCACCAGUGUUUGAUGGAGAAGACUACCAGGUGUGGACAGUAACAAUGGAAGCCUUUUUGGAAGCGUGUGAUUUGUGGGAUGCUAUAGAGGAGGAUUAUGAGGUACCUUCUUUACCAGAAAACCCAACGGUGGCUCAGAUCAAAACACACAAGGAGAAAAAGACUAAAAAAUCCAAAGCGAAGAAUUGUCUUUUUGCUACAGUUUCUCCUAACAUCUUCAGUAAGGUCAUGUCACUUGGUUCAGCUAAAGCCAUCUGGGAUUUUCUGAAGAAAGAAUACAAAGGAGAUGAAAGAAUAAGAGGAAUGAAGGUGCUGAAUCUGGUUAGGGAAUUUGAAAUGCAGCAAAUGAAGGAGUCAGAAACGAUCAAAGUGUAUAUAGAGAGGCUGUUUGGCAUUGCAAAUAAGGUAAGGAUACUUGGAGAUGAAUUUAUGGACAAUAGAAUUGUUCAAAAAAAUACUUGUAUCCUUACCUGA
Manihot esculenta (cassava) is the source of this 507-nucleotide messenger RNA. RefSeq lists its product as uncharacterized. The record is from RefSeq and is a predicted model, not a curated record. The transcript has a single exon. NCBI's taxonomy places the organism in Eukaryota, Viridiplantae, Streptophyta, Magnoliopsida, Malpighiales, Euphorbiaceae. The coding region runs from base 1 to 507 and encodes 168 amino acids.